This is a messenger RNA of Phaeoacremonium minimum UCRPA7, 294 nucleotides long. Its product is annotated as putative cupin -type protein. The transcript has 3 exons. The coding region runs from base 1 to 294 and encodes 97 amino acids. NCBI's taxonomy places the organism in Eukaryota, Fungi, Ascomycota, Sordariomycetes, Togniniales, Togniniaceae. The record is from RefSeq and is a predicted model, not a curated record.
AUGGCGCAAAAGUCUCGCCGUGACUAUGAAAACGAGGUCAGAGGAUGGGGGUUCUCGCACGUGUUCACAUGGACUGACGGCCCCGGGCUGACCACACAUCUGAUUCUGCGUGGCGAGCUGACCAUCACCUACCCCAAGGACGAGAACCCGGAGAAGAAGACCUUUGGCGUGGGCGACCGUAUUGAUGUUGAUGCCGGCCGCGUUCAUGAGGUUUGGGUUGGGGGUGAGGGGUGUACCUGUGAGGGUAUGGGGCAUAACCAGCUUCACAGCCACACGGAUGCACUGCAAUUUUAG